AUGGCUGGAAGCCUUCGAGACAGGGCGCAUAAGCCAUCCACAAGGCCACGUGCCUUUGACGACUCUGAUGACGACGAUGCCGGUCUCCUCGCUUCCUCGUCGAGCCGACACGAGGAAGAGAUUGUCUCGUUCGGUCGCGAUGGCGCCAAGGGUCGUGGAGCCUCGCCCGUGUCGGAUGCCCCACGAGUAAUUCCUGUCACGUCCAAUCUCGAUUGGCGACAGGAUCGCAAAGAGCGUCUGGGCCGUGCAUCCAAUCUUCAAGCUUUGGGCCCUCUGGUGUCGAUGCGUCGUGCUGGUGCUUCGGCUGUGCCUGGUCUCGCUUCAAGCUCCUCCACCAACGAUGAUAUCAACAUUGACGCUAUCAAUACGGAAGCCCAAAAAAGAGGACUUAAGCUCCGAAGCUCGAAAGUUACUCGGGCCGACGACACGCCGCAACAACUCUCGGGUGAUGUGUUCGAUGAGCAGACUGCCGAUGCAUCGGCUGUUCCGAAGGCUAGUGCAGACGUAGCAGGCGAAGAUGCGGAAGCAAUCAAAGCUCUUCUGGCAGGUCAAGGCAACGACAGCGCAGGCACAGGCGGCCAGCUGAUCAUCCAUCAAGAAACCGAGUCAGAGCUUCUCCAACACGACAUCGAUUCGCGCCCGGAAGCACCGACACUCGAUGACUAUGCAGCCACACCCAUCGAUCAAUUUGGUAUGGCGCUUCUCCGCGGUAUGGGAUGGAAAGAGGGGAUGGGUGCAGGCAAAGGCGGAAAGGGACCGCAGCAGGCAGCCGAACCCAGAAAACGUGCAGCGUUGCUCGGCCUCGGCGCCAAGGAAAGGCCAACAGGGCCGCUGAACCUGUCCAAACCAUCCUCCUCGUCAGGUAAUCUCCAACCCAAAGACAAGCGCGACUAUAAGUAUGUUCCUGUCUCCAAGAGCGAUCCUCGGGACUAUUCAAAUGGUCGCUCACCAUCGUCCGACCAUCAGCCACGCGAGAAGAGACCCUCAAAAUCCCACUCCACCGAUUUACCCUCGUCGCAUGAUUCUCGCCGCGGGGAUAGAGAUGAUCGACACGCGCGCCAUUCGCGCACUUCACAUCGACAGCGCUCUAGGAGUCCUACGAGAAGUGGAGUACACGAUCGAGAUCGCCGUCAUGAACGCCGAAGGGAUGGCAGGGAUCCAGAGCGACGCUCUCAUCCGUCGUCCAGGUCGGAUCGCGAUCGCAGGUCUGAAUGUGAUCGAGAUGAAAGGCGGAGUAGCGGCCACCGGCGCUGA
This is a messenger RNA of Mycosarcoma maydis (corn smut), 1254 nucleotides long. RefSeq lists its product as uncharacterized. Gene Ontology annotation, biological process: mRNA splicing, via spliceosome. The coding region runs from base 1 to 1254 and encodes 417 amino acids. Gene Ontology annotation, cellular component: spliceosomal complex. Gene Ontology annotation, molecular function: nucleic acid binding. The record is from RefSeq and is a predicted model, not a curated record. Lineage: Eukaryota; Fungi; Basidiomycota; Ustilaginomycetes; Ustilaginales. The transcript has a single exon.